UUUUUUUUUUUCCUUCUUUUUUGACACAUCUUUAAAAUGUUCGCUUUGAAGACAGCAGCAAACAAGGUCGCUCUUCCUGCCACUCGCGUUGCCUCUCGUAGAUGCAUUUCCUCUUCUACUGCCAGAAGUGCUUUCAACUCUACUCGUUUGGCUCUUAACGCUGGCAACAAGUUUACUUCCAACAUCCUUAAGGAUGCCUAUGUUUCUUCUGCUCCUUCUCGUUUGAUGUUCUUUAGUAAGAAACCUUCAAAAAAGAGAAAGAAUGCUUGAUAUUCAUGCACUUUAUUAGGCCGUCGUACUAUGGCUACUGAAACUGGUGGCAAGUUCAGCCGUGGUAAGCCCCACGUCAACAUUGGUACUAUUGGUCACGUUGAUCACGGUAAGACUACCUUGACUGCUGCCAUUACCAAGACUUUGGCUAUCGAAGGUGGUGCUCAAUUCAUGGAU
Molecule: messenger RNA, 447 nt
Organism: Gilbertella persicaria
Lineage: Eukaryota; Fungi; Mucoromycota; Mucoromycetes; Mucorales; Choanephoraceae
Exons: 3
Coding region: 37-270 (77 amino acids)
Source: RefSeq, a predicted model, not a curated record